Molecule: messenger RNA, 1038 nt
Organism: Heterotrigona itama
Lineage: Eukaryota; Metazoa; Arthropoda; Insecta; Hymenoptera; Apidae
Source: the annotation of a GenBank genome assembly
AUAUUGGAAAAGCAUAAAUUUGUCGCCGCAGCGUCCACAAUGAGAAAAGGACUGCUUCUUUCGCAUACUCGCCAUACUAUGUAUAGUACGAGGGAAAAUGUAAUAAAAGUCAACAAGUACAAAAAAUUGAAAGAUUUAGCUUGGAGCUAGAAACGAGUAUAAUUGAAUCAUUCAAUCACAGGUCUUGUACAAGUUUAUUCUUUUUACUGUUAACACGGUGGUUAUAUAUGACCGCAAAUUGUUACUGCUGCAGCGCCACGGUGGUCAUCGGUGACUGGAGUGCUUCAACUGUGUGUAAUUGUAAAACUUGUAAAGUCGAAUGAACAUUGACAUUAUCGCUGAUUAGAGAAUACUUUGAAACGAAAUGUGCACAAUUCAACAAUUAAAAAUUUUUAUUAGGAAUCAAAAAUGAGAGAUUAAUUUUUAUCCAAUCUUCUGCCGGUGUAUUGCAUUAAAGUAUGUGGUAUUGCUGGGCAGUAUGUGGUAACCUUGUCUGUGGUCCCACUUUUAGCAAUCUUUGAUCUAAAACUUUCGAAACUUUAUUGAUAACAUUAUUUGCAAAAUUUUCACACCAUGUAUACUGGCCCUUUCUUUUUUUGCAUCAUGUAGUAAUUUUCUUCGGAUAGAUAUAUUUGAUGUCCCUUGUGCUUCUACAUCAUGGCACUGCGUGAGAUGCAAGUAUUAUAGAAAAUAUUGCCAGUAUUAUAGAAAUGAACAAAUGCUAUUUACCGUAUCUUCUACACAUUUACCUUUCUCGCUAGCUCACGAUUUUUAUGAUGCUUGCAAUACGAACCCUUACGAUUUAAUAACUAAUGCAGUUGUCUUUGUCAAAGUAAAUGGAGAUCAUUUAUUUGUCAAUAUUUAGAAUGAUAUUUUUCUUCUAUUUUUCAUCAUUUCUCAUUUUUUUCUCUUAUUUCAGAUAUUGGUAAAACAAGAGCUUAUCGCUGUGACAAUAUUUGUAUAACCACCGCAGGGAUCACAAUGGAAUAUAGUGAAUAUAGAUAUAUUUCAGGUUUCAAUCACAUUCUUAUAUUCUAA